AUGGGUAUCACCUUACCCAAUCACGAUCGCAUCGCUUAUCAAGAAGCAAAAGACAUGAUUAUUUCUAAGCUUGAAGACCGUAUUCUCGCCGGAAGGAAAACUGAUCAAACAAGCGUUAUCUUGGCAGGCACAGAAGGCACCGAUAAUAUUGUCGCGUCAGAAAAACCAGGACAGUAUCAGCAUGUCACGACGUUGUCUGACAUCAGUCAACCCGACCUCGCACUUGUCAAGAAACUAGACAAUGUUCAAAUAUUGGAAUCCGAAGACUGGGCUGCAGAUAUGUUCGAUGCCAUCAUCGUAUCCAUCGAAGUAAUUCGGAAGCAUUGUCGCCAUUUGAAAUACGACAAGCAUAUCCAAGUGAUCACCACACUUGACAAUGAAAUCGAUUGGCUGGACACUGAAGCUAUUCAAGCCAUGCUGAAAAGAGAAAACAUAUCCAUCACAGCUAUUUGUGUGGGUCUUGAUGACACAUUGAGCGGCAAAACCAAACCAAGCGAGAGACAAAAAAUGAAUGCUAAACACUGGGAAAUGUUUAUCGAAGGAGUUCCUGGCAGCGAACUUAUCGACUACGAACCAGUCUUUAAAGAGAUGCAGAGAUUCAGGAAGAAGGAAGUGCGACCAACUCCAACGUAUCGUGGAUACCUUCAUCUUGGUGAUCCUGCUACCUAUCCCGAUACAUCUUUGGCUAUAAGUGUGAAUAUGUAUGCUCAGGUCUACGAGGCGAAAAUUCCGACUGCCAAAAAAUGGUCGGCUAUUUCACGCGUAGUUGAUGGUCACAACGAAAGCGGACAAUCGAGCCAUCAAGUUGAAAUGGAGAAGACGUACGCUAUCAAACGUGCAGACGAGAGCAACGACGAAGGGGGAGACACCAUCAUGAACAAUCCAGUUGAUGAAAAGGACAUUCAAAAGGCCUACAGAUUUGGCAAGACCCUGAUUACCGUAUCGGAAGAGGUGGAGGACUAUUUGAAGCUUCAUACCGAGCCAGAGAUGACCAUUCUUGGUUUUUAUCAUACCAAUGCAAUCCCAAGAGAUUAUUUGAUGUCCAAUGUUUAUGUCAUUACCGCAGGAAGCUAUAACUCUGCAUUUGCUGGAACUGCCAUCUCGGUCUUAGCCCAGACAUUGAGGAAAAUGUCUGCUGUAGCCCUUGUUCGGCACGUUUCUCGUGCGAACGUACCACCCAAGCUUGCAGUUUUAUACCCACACUUUGCGGAGAAUGUAGACGCUCUUCGUUUUGUUCAGGUUGCAUAUGGCGGAGGCGUCCGUCAGUUUACGUUCAACUCUUUGGAUAAGGCUUUGACAGCUUCGGGAAAGAUUAUCGAAACCGAGCAUCCUUAUCUACCCACAAAAGAUGUGGAAGAUGGCAUGAAAGAUUUGAUCGAUAUGAUGGAUAUCGAAUCUUUAGGCCAGGACGAGGAGGGGAAUGAAUACCUGGAUCCGGAAGAAACGUAUAACCCGCGUUUGUGGUUAGUCAACAAAGCUAUCACGACUCGAGCAUUAAGACCCGCUGCACCGAUCCCUGACAUCGACCCGCGACUUGUGAAGCAACUGGAGCCAAUACCAAAGCUCCUUGAACGAUCCCAAGAGCCGGUUUCUCGUCUUAAACGGCUUUUAAAUAUCAAGCAAGUUGAUCCAACGAAGAAGAAGAGGCGCUAUACGGCUAAUGAUCAAGUAGCUGGAGAGGAUCACGGUGAUCGACGGACUGUGGAAGAUAUUGUACGAGGUGGCGAGCAAGGAAGCAAAGGUGUGGGUAGUCUUUUACAGAAAUCCAGGGAUGUACGCGAGAUUUCCAUGGCCAAUCCUGUUGCCGACUUUGAGGACAUGGUCAAAAAUAUGAAUGAAGAUUUAGUGACAGAAGCGGUGACACAAAUGACCAAAAUGAUUCUCCAACUUGUUACCACGUCUUUUGGUGAUAGACAGUAUGGAACUGCCAUGGAUUGUCUCAAAGUGCUAAGAUCGACCGCUGCAAAGGAGAAUGAAUCUGAGGAUUUCAAUCGCUUCAUGAUUCAGUUAAAGAAUGCAUGUGACCCGCGAAAUCCACAAUCACGUCGACUUGACUUUUGGAACAUGAUGAAGAAGGAAAACAUUACAUUGAUCACAAACGAAGACGCUCCUGAUAGCGAGGUGACCCCAGAAGAAGCCGAAACUUAUCUUAAGGGUGUUGACAAAGCCAAGGAAGUAUUAACGUCGACACCAAUGGAAACAAGGGAAGAGGAAAAUGAGAUGGACGAAGACGAGGAUUUGUUUGCGAUGAUGGAGUGA
Lichtheimia ornata is the source of this 2259-nucleotide messenger RNA. RefSeq lists its product as uncharacterized. The record is from RefSeq and is a predicted model, not a curated record. Bases 1 to 2259 code for a protein of 752 amino acids. NCBI's taxonomy places the organism in Eukaryota, Fungi, Mucoromycota, Mucoromycetes, Mucorales, Lichtheimiaceae. Gene Ontology annotation, cellular component: Ku70:Ku80 complex; nucleus. Gene Ontology annotation, molecular function: double-stranded DNA binding; damaged DNA binding; telomeric repeat DNA binding. Gene Ontology annotation, biological process: double-strand break repair via nonhomologous end joining; DNA recombination; cellular response to gamma radiation. The transcript has 13 exons.